This is a messenger RNA of Lethenteron reissneri (Far Eastern brook lamprey), 4381 nucleotides long. RefSeq names its product profilin-2-like. Gene Ontology annotation, biological process: actin cytoskeleton organization; positive regulation of actin filament bundle assembly; regulation of actin filament polymerization. The record is from RefSeq and is a predicted model, not a curated record. Lineage: Eukaryota; Metazoa; Chordata; Hyperoartia; Petromyzontiformes; Petromyzontidae. Gene Ontology annotation, molecular function: actin binding. Gene Ontology annotation, cellular component: cytoplasm.
CAUCAUAAAAGCCGCGGACUCGGGCCCAGCGGCACCAUCGCGGUUUUUGUGUUCGCUGCGGACGGCGCCGCCUUCGUCAGCGACUCUGUUCGCGACUCUGUUCGUGACGCCGCUUCGCUUCCUUUAACUCGCAGCCGCCCGCUCGUUAACGCGCUAAGGGAAGCUGCGCCCGCCGGUGUUGGCGACUUGCCCUGCUCGCUUUGACGGCGGCGGAGUCGAGCGCGCUGCUGCUGCUGCUGCGGCUGCUGGUGGUGGUGGUGGCGGGCAAAGCGAGAGCUUCAUUCGUGAAAAUAAUUGUCUUGUUUGAGCGAGAGAGCGAGCGAGGUGCGUGUGGCGGGGGGAGAGCGAGAGAUACAUUGUAACGCUGAGGGUAUCGGGCAGGUCGGCGGAUCGGGGAUUUUGGUGUAGCGAGCUCCUUGAGCCCCGCAGAGCGAGCGAGAAGGCGGCGGCGGGCGAGGCGGCACAAGAAUGUCGGCGUGGCAGCCCUACAUCGACAACCUGAUGGCCGACAAGACGUGCCAGAACGCGACCAUCGUGGGGUGUCAGACCCGGAGCGUCUGGGCCUCCACGCCGGGACCCUUCGCCAGCAUCUCGCCGGCCGAAAUUGACAUGUUGCUGACCAAGGACCGUUCCUCGCUCUUCACCAACGGCAUCACGCUGGCGGGACAGAAGUGCUCGGUGAUUCGAGAUAACCUCUUUGUGGAAACCGAGUGGACGAUGGACAUCCGGACCAAGAACCAGUCCGGUGGUCCCACUUACAACAUCGCCGUCUCAAAGUCCAACCAAACGUUGGUGAUCGUGGAGGCCAAAGAGGGCGUCCACGGCGGCGUCAUCAACAAGAAGGUGUUCGAGAUGGGGGAUUACCUGAGAAAAAGCGGCUACUGAUUGCUAGAGACCCCAGCCCUCCUGCCCGACGCCCACGACCCCCAAACCAGCACCACCACAAUAACGCAAGCGCGCACGUCAUUCCUGCUUUUUCCCCGCUGCCUUCCCCCCCCUCACGGCACCGUUCUUUCUCUCUGCCGACCCCGCACUCCGCUCCCUCCCUCCGCACUCCGCUCGCUUCCUCCCCUCCUCCACCCCCGCCACGUGGACCUCCUUGCUCAUCUCUUCUGGUCGUCGUGGUAACCGUCAUCACGUUCCCUCGGAAACGAAAACGCCCUUGCGAGCGGUCGCAGGUAGCGGCGUGUUUGGUUCCCGAGCAGCUGCUGCUCCACACACUGGCGGGCAGUUUGCAUCAACCGCGUCCCCCCCCCCCACCCUCCGCCUAUCCCCCUAGCGCACCCUCGUGGUGCCGCGAUCGCUUUAGGGCCCCCGUAGUUUCCUGCCGGAUCCGGUUUCGGAUAUAAAUUCAGAAACUUGGUCUCCAGAGUUGAUGCAUAACAGUGAUUUUAUUUGUUUUCUCCUCUGCGCCCAUCCUCGCUCCAUUUACUGGUUUAAAACGCGACGCUCGAUCCGAGUUGAGCCAAGUCACCACCUGUUGCCCACGGCUGCACACCAGCCCCCCCGCCCCAGCUUGGGGGACGCGUCGACGUGCUGAGCGACGUCUGCGGUGGCCUAGGAGGCAGGCCUUGAUCCCUUGGUGCCUUCGUGGGAGGCCGUGCGCUGUUGGCUUGCGUCGCUCGCCGGCGUAGAGAUGAGUGCGUUUUCAUGGGUCGACUUUGGCGAUGACUUGGCGGCGCGAGGAGGAGGUGCGCCCCAGCUCGUGUCUCGCAUCUCGUGCCCCGUUCAUAACCACCUGGGUCAUAGUCCGCACAGAUUCUAAAGCAGUCCAAUUAAAAAAAAAGCAUGAAUAGUUGUACAACUAUGCACACAAUUUGGCAUUUGUUUUGCCUCUCCAUCCUUUUUUAAACUAAGCCGACUCCUUUCUAAAGGCAAGUCCAGUGGGUAAGACCCCUGAUAAGCUAUUGUGGGUUUCAGAAACUCUGUACUGUAGUUAAUAAUUUACUUGCAUGGCUAAUAAGGUUUUUUGUUCCGAUCAGUGAUAGCUUUAGAGAUGGGACAUCUUGUUUUUCAUAGAUUUCUCUUUUUGCCUACAAACUGCUAACCUAAUUCAUCCCUCCCAACUCAUCUACCCCCCCCCCCCCUUCCCUGCAACACCCUACUUAGUGUUAUUGAUUCUGUAGUUGAAACGAUCACCCUCCAAAGAACAGCAUAUCUAACAUGAUUUGUAGCGACAGUCGAGCAUAAGCUAUCACGCCCACCACACUUAUCAUACUGAUUGCAAAUGCUGAUUUAGGGCAGUGUUUUAUAACAUAGAUUUAAAAUGACUUAACAGUUGCUGCUAUGGCAACAGUUGUUGGUGUUACACAGAUUGGCUUGUGUGGUUGAACCCUUAGCUUUUCAGUUCAUGGAGAGAGAGAGGGAGGGAGGAAAGAAACGCGUGCGUCGCGCAAUGCAGCGUUGCUCAGAAACCUUUGCUAGAAUAAUCUGUCGGGGUGUGUUGGCGUGUGCCAUGCAUUCACGCGGUUUUGUUCUUCGUGGGCACAGCCCUUAAGGCAUUUUCACAGCGCCCCCCCCCAUCGCCUACCCCCAUCCGACCCACAAUCCCCUUCUCCCAAACAAACCCCUGCCCCCCCCCCACAUGCGUAGCUUCACCCAGGUGGCAACUUCGUUGCAGGAGGACUUUUAAAUUGUAAUUCCCAUCCAGCCAAGUCUGUCUUUGGUGCAGUAUCCUUGACGUACAACUUAAGCCCUACACUGCCCUGCCCCUCCUUGUAAGUCCCCGUUUGCUUCUGAUGUACUUAAAAAAAAGUCCUCAUAAAUAAUGCAGGCAACAGUUGAGGUAUCGCCAUGCCCCCCCCCCCACCCCCCAUUACUCUAAAAGGCUUUUCUCCCCGCGCAUCAAUGCCGCAGAAAUGUGAAUGACAUGAAUUCUUGGUGCAGACUACAUAGCGAAAUGAUUACACUGUCGGAGAGUUACGUACCCGCAAAUGAAGGAAGCAACACUUAGCGUCACGAACGUAAACAUUGAGUACACUACGAGUAUUUUCCUUUUUUAGUUUGCAUGCACACCGUUGUAUUUUCUUGCAGUAAUCGUGCACAGAGCAGUAAGUACAAUUGACUUUUUAGUUUUAGGGGAGCAGGGGAGAAGCCACUUUUGCCUAAGCCAGAGUUGACAUUCCAAGCGCGGAGGAAAGCUCGCAUCCAGGGCGAUGCAAUUGGACGGCUGUUGUGUUUGGCCACGUGAUUGAUUUUCUUUUGGUUUGAAAUUUUGUCCGAACGCUGCUAGGAUUUGGAAAGUUUUCUCUUUGAGCUUGAACGAAACAAAACACUAUCUGUACACAUUUAUAACCCUUUGACGGUGCUAGAUGGUCAGAUUUUACCUUUCAACGUUGCUCCUCCGCGCAGGUGAUGUAGUGCAGGGACUUGCAAGGGCUUUUGACGUGAAGGAUUUGUUUAGAAUCCCCCACCCCCAUCAAGUUAAAGACGGCCAGCAGAACCUCGCUUCCUUGUUAGUUUACUGGAAUCUAAACAAAAACUCAAACUCUGGCUUGGAAUAAAAGGACGUCAUCCUGGUUGUGGUUUGAAACGCUGCCGUCCGUCAACGGUCGCUUGGCAAGAAAUCCCCUCGGUGUGACGCUUCUGUGACUGGCAUUGUAACGCUGCGAUGAUCUUGUUACGCCUGGCUCACACUUGGGUAAAACGUGACGGAGAUGGCCCUUGACGAUGACAUUUUAGGAAUGCCUGGCAGUCGCUUGGUCAUCGCCACCUGUGAACGCGGCCGAAUGCUCGCGUGAAACCGAACGUCGUAGUCCGUUGGCCAAAGGAUGGAACUGCUGCUCCCUUAAUGAACAGCUAAUGCUGGCCCAUAGCGCAUGUCGCAAAUCGCCACGGCAAUACGUUUCUGAUCGCGUCCGCUUCCUUGGGUUUUACCCGUGCUCGCGAUCCGUUCUUACGACGUGACGAGUGAUUAAAAGAACAUGCACCGACGUCCGGUUCACGGUUUAUGGCGGCACGGCGCAUCGCACGUCACCCAAGUGUGAAACAGGCUCUUAACAUUUCUGACAUUCGGAUAAUUGCUCAAACCUGAAACCAGUCAGCUGUAUGUUGCUCAGUACACCGCAAGAAUGGUACUUGGACUCUUUAUCUUUUUUUCAAAGCCACUACAUUUUUGGUAAGACACUAAUCUACGGCAGUGCUUUGAAGUAGCAUGCUCGCUCUAGUCGACCUUUGACUUGGGUUUUUUCCGUGAAGUUUUGUUUCUGUUCUCUUUGCGGCACUUACCGAAACGUGUAAUGAAGGACGUUUUUGUAUUCCCAAAAUGUGCUUCAUGUGUUCUGUACCAACAAGCCAUACAGCUGUAGUGGUUGCCAUAUUUGUCAUACUUGUUGUACCGAUAUGAAGACAGACAAGGAAGAAAAUAAACGCUGUUAUCUCA